UGCUGUGCUAAUCCUUUCCUUCCUUCCUUCCUUCCUUCCUCUCUCUCUCUCGCAGCGAACACACUCCGCGUCUAGCCGAUUUGUAUACAUCAGCACCACCGCCUCCGCCCUCGGCCCUCGCUCCCAUUCCCUUCCCUCAAAUCUGCGCCGGCACCACCGCUCCCGUCCCGCUCCCCGCACUCGCCACCGCACGCCGCGACCGGAACCUUGCCGCACCGCCCCCUCCCCUUCGAGAUCGGCGCCGUUACUGCUGUUUGGCGGCGGAAUCUGAGGGAUCGACAGCGGCGGGGGCGUGGGCCAUGGGGCUCAAUCGUUGACGAUGCCUGUGCUGCGUAGUGCGGCUCGGAGGGCCCGUGAGGCGCAGGAGAAUCCGGCGGCGGCGGCGGCGGCGGCGGCGGAAGCACCGGUUGUGCCACCGGCGGCGAGGAGGCGCAGGGCGGCGAGAAGGCAGGAGGCGGGAGGCGUUCGUGAGGCCGCCGCGGCGGCGGAGGAGAUCGCGCCCGCGGAGGACUCGAGUGAACGCGCCGGUGAGGAGCCGAUGGAUGACCAGGACAGCGCCGACAAACAGGCCGGCGAGGAUGCCUCUCCAAUCCCUGAGACGGUCCAGGUGGCCAAUUCACCUAGGUAUAAAGUUGAAAGGAAGCUUGGGAAAGGAGGAUUUGGCCAAGUAUACGUUGGCCGCCGCAUUUCAGCUAAUGCUCCAGGCGCAGUUGAGGUGGCGUUAAAGUUUGAGCAUAAGAACAGCAAAGGAUGUAACCAUGGGCCUCCUUAUGAGUGGCAGGUUUACGAUAUCCUCGGUGGCAUUCACGGGGUUCCUCGAGUCCACUACAAAGGGCGCCAAGGGGAUUACUUCAUUAUGGUUAUGGAUAUGCUCGGUCUCAGUCUGUGGGAUGCAUGUAGUAAUAAUUCCCACACAAUGUCAGUUGAGAUGGUUGCUUGCAUUGCUAUCGAAGCUAUCUCCAUACUUGAGAAAGUGCACUCAAAAGGAUAUGUCCACGGGGAUGUGAAACCCGAGAAUUUCUUGCUAGGACCCCCUGGAACUCCUGAAGAGAAAAAACUGUUUCUCGUCGACCUUGGCUUAGCUACUAAGUGGAAGGAUAGAUCGACAGGCCAUCAUGUUGAGUAUGACCAGCGACCUGAUAUUUUCAGGGGAACAGUUCGUUAUGCUAGUGUUCAUGCACAUCUUGGGAGGAUAGGCAGCAGGAGGGAUGAUUUAGAAUCUCUAGCUUAUACACUAGUCUUUCUUCUACGGGGACGUCUACCUUGGCAAGGCUACCAGGGUGAAAACAAGGGUUUUCUUGUUUGCAAAAAGAAAAUGUGCACCUCUCCUGAAUCUCUCUGUAGCUUCUGCCCUCAGCCCUUUAAGGAGUUUGUAGAAUAUGUGGUCAACUUGAAGUUUGAUGAAGAACCCAACUAUGCCAAGUGUAUCUCCCUUUUUGAUAGUAUAGUGGGCCCAAAUCCAGAUAUCAGGCCAAUUAACACAGAUGGUGCUCAGAAGCUUAUACACCAAGUUGGCCAAAAGAGAGGGCGUAUAUCGUUGGAAGGAGAGACAGAUGAGCAACCAAAGAAGAAGAUCAGGAUGGGAAUGCCUGCAACACAGUGGAUAAGUGUUUAUAAUGCAAGGCGGCCUAUGAAACAAAGGUACCACUACAAUGUUGCAGAUUCAAGGCUUGUACAACACAUUGACAAAGGGAAUGAAGAUGGACUGUUUAUUAGUUGCAUAUCAUCUUGUGCGAAUCUGUGGGCACUAAUCAUGGAUGCUGGCACUGGGUUCUCUUCUCAAGUUUAUGAACUUUCACCACAUUUCCUUCACAAAGAAUGGAUAAUGGACCAAUGGGAUAGGAACUACUAUAUAACUGCACUUGCUGGAGCAAACAAUGGGAGUUCCCUGGUAGUGAUGUCUAAAGGAACACUGUAUACUCAGCAGUCCUACAAAGUAAGUGAUACCUUUCCCUUCAAGUGGAUAAACAAGAAAUGGCGUGAUGGUUUCUAUGUGACUUCCAUGGCAACUGCUGGGAAUAAAUGGGCGAUUGUUAUGUCCCGCAAUGCAGGGUUUUCGGAACAGGUUGUUGAGCUGGACUUCUUGUACCCUAGUGAGGGAGUCCAUAAGAGGUGGGAUAGUGGUUACCGAAUAACAGCAGUUGCUGCGACUUGGGAUCAGACUGCAUUGAUCUUAAGUGUACCAAGAAGGAAGCCUACUGAUGAAACUCAAGAGACCCUGAGAACAUCUGCUUUCCCCAGUCAGCAUGUGAAGGAGAAAUGGUCCAAGAAUCUCUACCUUGCUUCAGUAUGUUAUGGGCGUACCGUAUCGUAGAAAUCCUUUGCCAUGAGAGCUGAAGCGUGAGUUAACCUCAUCUUUUUGAUCCAGCUCAGCAGUAGUUUUCUGUUUGUGGGCAAGUUGUGAAUGCGGCCUAGUGUGUUCUUGUGAAGAUGUUUCUGUCUGUCGCUGUUAAUUAUAGAAAAAUAGUGUGUACAGUAGUAAAUGUUUUGUAGUCGUGUUAAUCCUUUCUGUAGCGGACGACUCUUGACUCUAGUGUAAGGUGAUACUUAGAUGUGUAAACACCUGACUUAAUGUUUUGUGCUCC
Molecule: messenger RNA, 2585 nt
Organism: Triticum dicoccoides
Lineage: Eukaryota; Viridiplantae; Streptophyta; Magnoliopsida; Poales; Poaceae
Product: casein kinase 1-like protein HD16
Exons: 16
Coding region: 320-2314 (664 amino acids)
Biological process (GO): protein phosphorylation
Molecular function (GO): protein kinase activity; ATP binding
Source: RefSeq, a predicted model, not a curated record